Messenger RNA from Suillus subalutaceus, 1128 nucleotides. Its product is annotated as 60S ribosome biogenesis protein Rrp14-domain-containing protein. Gene Ontology annotation, biological process: ribosomal large subunit biogenesis; ribosomal small subunit biogenesis. The record is from RefSeq and is a predicted model, not a curated record. The coding region runs from base 56 to 826 and encodes 256 amino acids. The transcript has 7 exons. Lineage: Eukaryota; Fungi; Basidiomycota; Agaricomycetes; Boletales; Suillaceae. Gene Ontology annotation, cellular component: nucleolus. Gene Ontology annotation, molecular function: RNA binding; DNA binding.
ACGUAAUAAUAUUCUUUCGAUUCUGAUCUCCGUUCUUUCGUGCCUGCUCGUGCCAAUGCCUACAACACUCAUCGAAGACCUGCAUGCCUCAGUCGAGGCUCAUAAUGAUACCUUCGAGGCUUUACUAAACUUGAUACCCGCCAAGUACUACCUGGCGAAAGAUGAUCAUGAUGCAGACAACAUUCCGUCCAAGUAUCAAAAACACAGCAAAAACCAAAAGGCACCCAAACAAGCUGCGAAGGAGGCAUCAAAAAAGGCUCGCAGGGAUAAGCUGGACCCAGCCAAUCAAAAUCAAGGGAAACGGAAAGCUGCGGUGAUCGGGUCCGAUUCUGAUGCCGACGACGACGAUAUGCAAGUGGAUGAUGUGGAUCUCAGCGAUGCCGUUGUGACUGCCCCACUCGACUCCAUACUCUCCGACGUGGUGGACAAAGUGGCGGAGAAACCGGGAGACAAAGAUGAGCUUUUGGAGGAACGGAGAAGGCAACGUGCCGCGCUUCGUGAAAAAAGACGAAAAGAGACAAGAGAGAGGCGCAAGGCAGAGGCUGAAGGCAAAAAGGGAAGCAAGAAGGAAGCGACGAAGGGUCUUCCUGUCAAGAAUCAGCUACUUGUUCCGGACUUGCCGGUCGCUUCAAAAGGAACUGCGGCAUCUCGUCUUAACGACGGACCCUUGACUAAUGUAUCUUUUUCUGUGGUGGCUGGGAGUUCGAGCAAAAAGGCCGCAUCACUCAAGACGUCUUCCAUCCCAAUCAAGCUUUGUCGCAGCUCGCUGCGCGGAAGGAAAAUUGGAUUCGAUGCCGGAGGACAAACGCAAAGCUAUAGAAGAUAAGAGUCGCUGGCAAAGCGGAGGGCGCGUCUUGAAGGCGUCAAGGUCAAGGAUGAUGAAGUGCGCCUCAAGAAAGCAGUAAAACGGAAAGAAAAGGAGAAAGCGAAGAGUAAGAGUCCUGGGAGGAGAGGAAAGGACCAACUCACAGCUUCCAUGGCUGCAAAGCAGAAAAACGUUCAGAUAACAUCGCGAUGCGAAACGAGCGACGGAGCGAUAAACGAAAGUCUUCGUCGUCAAAGGGGAAAGCUAAAGCUCGACCUGGUUUUGAGGGCAAGACUUUCCAUAAGGGUAAAGGGAAAGCUACG